AUGUUGUUUAAAUCUGCUCUUUUCCUCGCCUUGAGCAACGGCUUGGCUGCCUUCGCUCGCCCCAGUGGCGGGUGGUCGAAUGAACCAUGCCAGCAAAUCACCAGGAUGUAUCAGUCGAAUCUGACAACAUAUCCCGGAGAUGUGGCCCAGCAAUGCCUCGUCUCGAUCCCGUUCCAACCCCAACGGUCGGUGGCCUUCCUCGAGGAUCUUCGGAAAUACCUGCAAUGGCAAAGUACGAUUGAUGUACUCAAGAACCCUCCUACUAGCUACCUGUCUCCAGCAACCGAUAUUUUCGGUGGCAUGGAUCAAUUACUGGAGAUGGCAGCGCGUGAAGUCUUCACCAGCCAGUACGAAUUUGAUACACUGGUCACCGAGCUGCUCGCGUCUGCACAAGAUGGACAUCUAUAUGUGAGCCCGUGCAGUACCUCAAUAUUUGAGUUCUCGAUUGAUUUUCCGCUUGUCUCGGUGUCGUCUGAUGGCCUGGAGCUUCCAAAAAUCUACGCGAUGAAUGAUUCCGCACUUCUGUCAACUCAUCCAGAGCGCGUCUCGAACCUAGUCUCGGUGAAUGGGGAGCAGGCCGAAGAGUUCUUUGGGAAAUUUGCCCUCAGAAUUGGUGGGUUCCAAGACCCCGACGCUCGCUACAAUUAUGUCUUCAACUCGAAUGCUCGGUUGAUGGGCUCUGAUACCAACGCCGGUAGCUGGAUGAACCCUGGCUCCUGGCCAGGUGCCGGUAUGUUCGAGCUGCGCUUUGCCAACGGCACAGUUCGCUACGCCCACACCACGGCCGGGAUGGGCUAUCUCCCUGAGUUCAACUUUACCACCGGUCAAUCUAUGUACCAGCAGCUCUGCAUCGAGCCACUGAUCAGAGAAGCGAAUUGGGCCACUGCUUCUGCGUCAUCCGCCACUUGGAUGUCGUAUCCUUCCUCGACUUCAAUUCCAUAUCCAUCUUCCACUUUCAUAUCGACUCCUUCGGCGACUGCGACUGCCACCCCAUCGCGCUCAUGGACUAGCUCUGUUACCCCAACAAGCUCGGCCUCGGUUGCUCCGGUUCAACCCUACCCAAAGGUGUAUCCGAAGCCCGUCGUUGGUGAUGAUCUGGACCACAUCUAUGGGUAUUACCUACCCGAAAAGGAUUUGCGGACAGUGGCUGUCCUUCAGCUCCCUACUUUCGAAAUGUACGGAACAUAUGCGAUGACUAUCCCUCAAUUCCUCAAGGAGGCCAAGGCUGCCGGCAAGCAGAAGAUCAUCAUUGAUAUGUCGAACAACCCCGGCGGCGAGAUCGCCGCGGCACUGGACAUGUUCAAGAUGUUCUUCCCCGACAAGCCGGCAUACUCAGCGACUCGUUUCCGCGCCCAUGAGGCGAUGAACUAUAUCGGGCAGGCCUUUGGCUCCAUCGUCCAGAACAACUCUAACAUCUGGUCUUGGGAUUCCUUCGAGCAGUGGAUGCCUUCGGGAUAUGUCACCCCAAACCAAAAACAUGGCUUUUCUUCCUGGAAGCAGAUCUUCGGCCCUGUCUUCGAGCUUGGCUCUAACAUGUCUACCAUGCACGGGGUCUUCAACGAGACGUUCGAGUCCGCCACCCUGACCCCUAUUAACGGAUACAACGGUGUCCCGCUCCGACCAAGUCAUACUCUUUUCGCCCCGGAAGAUAUCCUCAUCAUGACAGAUGGGGACUGCUCAUCGUCCUGCACGACCUUCAGCGAGUUGAUGAAGAACCUCGCCGGCGUCAAGACGGUGGUCUUCGGCGGUCGCCCGCAGAACGAACCUAUGCAGGCCAUUGGCGGCGUCAAGGGCAACGAAAACCUUGACUCCGGCAUCAUUGUGGGACUAUACAACAAGGCUAAUCGCCUAGCCGAGUCGGCAGCCAAGGCUGGCCACCCCAUUCUCACCGAGACGCAGCGCAUGCGUCUAAAGGAGCUGUCCCCGGCUAAUAUUCCUCCUUUGUCCUACAUCGCUGGCGUCAACUACCUGAACGGCUACCGUCCCGGCCAGCCGCACAUGCCGCUGCAGUUCAUCUAUGAAGCGGCCGACUGCCGUCUUUUCUAUACCCACGAGAACUUCGCUCGCCCGGCCACCUCGUGGGCUGCUGCCGCGCGCGCCGUAUGGGGCCACGGCCGCUGUGUUGCAUCGUCGUCUUAG
Messenger RNA from Penicillium riverlandense, 2139 nucleotides. RefSeq lists its product as uncharacterized. NCBI's taxonomy places the organism in Eukaryota, Fungi, Ascomycota, Eurotiomycetes, Eurotiales, Aspergillaceae. Gene Ontology annotation, molecular function: serine-type peptidase activity. The coding region runs from base 1 to 2139 and encodes 712 amino acids. The transcript has 2 exons. Gene Ontology annotation, biological process: proteolysis. The record is from RefSeq and is a predicted model, not a curated record.